AUGGACGAGACACAAAAAAGCACAGCUGGAACAAAUUCGAGCUCGAUGCACACUUCGAUGCGAAACGAAGGCGAUCCAUCGAUUGAGCGGCUCGCUCCGGUUUCCAUUAAAGGAUCUCAAAAGAUUAACAAAGUUUUUCAUGAAUUAAUCGAUAGCUGGAAGCAGUACACAAGUAUGGAGGAUGGCGAUCGAAUCGCACAGUUAUUGCAGAAUUACUCAGUUGAAAAACAAUUGGAACAUGUCGGAGGAAUGUCGAAAGAAGAAAUUCUCGAUGUUUUCCGAGCACAUCUCCGAAAAUUAACGUCGGUUCAAGAGGAAAACGAACAUUUGGCACGGAGGAAUCGAGACAUUUCCGAAAAGUUGCAUCGAAUCGAACAUCGAGUUGGCAAAGCUCAAGCAAAUGUUUUCGAUAAAGUUCAAGAGGCAACUAUGGAAAUUCUCAAAGAUUUCCAUGCUCGAGAGCUUGAAUUGGCAAGAAAAGUCGAGGUUUUCGAAGCGGAAAAGACGAGUUUGACAGCGAAAAAUACGAAAUUAGAGGGAAAAGUCGAGGAAUUCUCUCAGAAAAAUUCGACUCUCCAAGCAAAAAAUCAACGACUAAUCGAAAUAAAUAAUGAAAAUGAGAAAAGAAUCGGCGGUUUGACACAAAAAAAUCAAACUCAAGACGACGAGAUCUUCCAUUUAAGAGAGCAGCUGGAGAAGGCUAACGAGUUGGCUCGCGAGAAGACGGAAGAGGCGCUUCAAGAAGCUAUCGAGGCGCAACGUGUCAAAACUUUGAUAAUAAAAGAGCGAGAAGCCGUUAAUCUUCAGGCUGCCAGGCAUCAGGAAAUAUUGAUGGCAGAGAUGGACAAAUACAAAGCUGAUUUGGAAGAAGACCUGAGUGUUCGCCAUCUCCGACACAAGAAGGAAGUGGAGGCUCUCAAUGCGAAGUAUGACUCUGCGAUGGCACAUAGUGAGCAGACGAUUCACGAUUUGAAACUGACGAAUCGACAAUUGGAAGCUAAAGUCUCGAAAUUCGAAAGGAAUUUUGCAAUGAUGGAAGCACAAAUCAAGGGAAAUAUGAAGAGAAGUUUGGCGAUGAACUAUCAAGAAAUGCUGAAUAUUAUCUCAUCUGGAACCAGUCGAUUGCCCUCUCCACCUCGGGAGAAUCCUUUCUUGGAUUUAGAAAAGGAGAAUAGUUCCAGGAAACAUCGACUGGAAAACUCUCCGUCUCCAAAACGAACCCUCGGCGUUCAAACUUCCAAUGCCUCGACUUCUGGCCCACCUCCUCCGAAAGCUCGGCAACCGGAAAAGCCAAGAAUGUCGUCGAAAUUCUCAUCUUCCGUGAAUUCUGGAAGACUUCCAUCGACAUCUUCUAAAAAAUAA
Molecule: messenger RNA, 1362 nt
Organism: Caenorhabditis remanei
Lineage: Eukaryota; Metazoa; Nematoda; Chromadorea; Rhabditida; Rhabditidae
Exons: 5
Coding region: 1-1362 (453 amino acids)
Source: RefSeq, a predicted model, not a curated record